GGAAUAAGAAGAAUUCAGAGGAUGAAGAUGCUCUCAAUUCUCCAUUAUUGAAGCAAUUUCAACUCCAUUCAAUAACAUAAUCCUCAUCAGAAUCAGCUACAGAAAAAAAAAUCAUGUCUUGCUCCAGAUUUCUCUGCAUACUUCUGAUCCUCUCCUUACCCAUUUCCUGCUUCACACUAUCACCCCCACAAUCGGAGGUAAUCGAUGCUCUUCUCAGACGUCUCGAUUCCCAACGGUCGCCUGCUUCCGUACAGGAAUCCGCCGCCAGAGGAGUUCUUCAGAGAUUGAUUCCUAACCAUGUGUCUUCUUUCGAGUUCAAGAUCGUCUCCAAGGAGCGUUGUGGUGGAAAGAGUUGCUUUUGGAUUAUAAAUAACAAGGAUUCAAGCAAGAAGGAGACAAAGAUAAUUAUAGAGGGAACUUCAGCAGUUGAAAUCUCAUCUGGACUCCAUUGGUAUUUGAAAUAUCACUGUGGUGUGCAUAUUUCAUGGGACAAGACUGGAGGUUCUCAGAUAGCUUCUCUACUCAAGAAAGGAUCUAUUCUGCCUCUUGUCCCGAAAGGAGGAGUGAAGAUUCAACGCCCAGUUCCAUGGAAUUACUAUCAAAAUGUCGUAACAUCUAGCUAUUCCUAUGUGUGGUGGGAUUGGAAAAGAUGGGAGAAAGAAAUAGAUUGGAUGGCACUUCAAGGGGUGAAUCUACCUUUAGCAUUUACGGGCCAAGAAUCAAUCUGGCAAAAAGUUUUCUUUGAUUACAAUAUUACCAUGGAAAAUAUGAAUGAUUUUUUUGGCGGACCUGCUUUCCUUGCCUGGGCUCGAAUGGGAAAUCUUCAUGCGUGGGGUGGACCUCUAUCACAAAACUGGUUGGAUCAACAAUUACUGUUGCAGAAAAAAAUAUUGUCAAGGAUGAUAGAAUUAGGCAUGACUCCAGUAUUACCAUCUUUCUCCGGAAAUGUUCCAUCUGCGUUAAAGGAGAUUUUCCCUUCUGCUAAAAUAACAAGACUUGGAGACUGGAACACUGUUGAUGGUGAUCCUCAAUUUUGUUGCACCUACCUUCUAGAUCCUUCGGAUCCUCUCUUUGAGGAGAUUGGAGAAUCUUUCAUCAAGCAACAAAUUAGAGAAUAUGGAGAUAUAACUGAUAUCUACAACUGUGACACGUUCAAUGAGAACACUCCGCCUACACAUGAUCCAUCAUAUAUCUCUUCCCUUGGAGCAGCAGUGUAUAGAGCAAUGUCAAAGGCAGAUAAGAAUGCAGUUUGGCUAAUGCAAGGUUGGCUGUUCUCCUCGGAUUCUGAUUUCUGGAAACCGCCACAAAUGGAAGCUCUCCUAAAUUCAGUUCCAUUUGGGAAAAUGAUAGUUCUUGAUUUAUUUGCUGAAGUUAGACCGAUGUGGAAGAAAUCCUCCCAAUUCUAUGGCACUCCUUAUAUCUGGUGUAUGUUGCACAACUUUGGUGGGAAUAUUGAGAUGUAUGGGACACUAGAUAUAGUUGGUUCAGGUCCAGUUGAUGCACGACUAAGUGAUAAUUCAACGAUGGUAGGCGUCGGUAUGUGUAUGGAAGGGAUAGAGCAGAACCCAGUUGUAUAUGAGUUAAUGUCUGAAAUGGGCUUCCGAGAACAAAGAGUCAUAGUUAAGGAAUGGCUUAAAGUCUAUCUUGGUAGGCGUUAUGGUAAAUCGGUUCAUCAAGUUGAGACAGCUUGGGAGAUUCUUCAUCGUACGAUUUACAAUUGUACUGACGGAAUUCAGGACCAUAACACAGAUUUCAUAGUGAAAUUACCAGACUGGGAUCCAUCUCCAGAGAUGGUAACUGAAAUUCCAAAGCUUAAACGGAAGAAAUUCUUUUUGCUUGAAGAAGUUGAAGUGCGUUCUUCUUUACCCAAGGCCCAUUUAUGGUAUUCUACAGAAGAUGUCAUCAAAGCAUUAGGUCUACUUCUUGAUGGAGCUGGUGAUCUUCAUGGAAGCCUAACAUACAGGUAUGACUUGGUCGAUUUGACAAGACAGACGCUAUCAAAGCUAGCCAACGAGGUAUAUUUGAAAGCCAUGAUAGCCUUCCAAGAAAAAAACUCUACAGCUUUGUCUUUUCAUAGUGGGAGAUUUCUAGAACUGAUCAAGGACAUUGAUGAAGUUCUUGCUGCCGAUGAUAACUACCUCCUUGGAACAUGGCUAGAAAGUGCAAAAGAGCUAGCCUUGAAUCCAACAGAGAAGAACCAGUAUGAAUGGAAUGCUAGAACUCAAGUAACAAUGUGGUAUGACACUACACAAUCCGCCCAAAGUCAACUUCACGAUUAUGCGAACAAGUUCUGGAGUGGACUCUUAGAGGAUUAUUACUUGCCACGGGCUUCAAUGUAUUUCGCCCAUUUGUCGAAAAGUUUGAGGAGGAAGGAGAAGUUUGAGAUAAAGGAAUGGAGAAAAGAAUGGAUAGCUUAUUCAAGGAAAUGGCAAAGAAGUUCAAAACUUUAUCCUAUUAAAGGUCAUGGGAAUGCCCUUGUCAUUGCCAAAACAUUGAAUGAUAAAUAUUUUUUUGAAUAAGAGUGACAUCUAACAAACAUUAGGGUUUCGAUGAUGUCUAUAGCGUGGUAUUCUCAGUUACAUAAUUGAAAUCAAAUGAAAUGUUUGAUUGUUUUGUUGAUGAACCUUUGACAUGCAACAAUAAUCCUUAGUUCAUAU
This is a messenger RNA of Impatiens glandulifera, 2657 nucleotides long. Its product is annotated as alpha-N-acetylglucosaminidase. The record is from RefSeq and is a predicted model, not a curated record. NCBI's taxonomy places the organism in Eukaryota, Viridiplantae, Streptophyta, Magnoliopsida, Ericales, Balsaminaceae. Bases 114 to 2519 code for a protein of 801 amino acids. The transcript is spliced from 19 exons.